Ricinus communis (castor bean) is the source of this 821-nucleotide messenger RNA. RefSeq names its product caltractin. Gene Ontology annotation, cellular component: centriole; centrosome. Gene Ontology annotation, biological process: mitotic cell cycle; centriole replication. NCBI's taxonomy places the organism in Eukaryota, Viridiplantae, Streptophyta, Magnoliopsida, Malpighiales, Euphorbiaceae. The transcript has 7 exons. The record is from RefSeq and is a predicted model, not a curated record. Bases 151 to 663 code for a protein of 170 amino acids. Gene Ontology annotation, molecular function: calcium ion binding.
GGCAAUCAAUUAAUUGAAAAGAAGAUUCUCCAAAAUUCUGUAAUAAUAAUAAAUUAAUAAUUCAAGAAACAGCUUUUCUUUUGCUUAUUCAAUAUCAAGAUUUUCUCCAUUGCGCGUUAAAUUAAAUAUUUUCUCAUCCACUGAGAUUCCAUGGCAAGCCUUUAUAGAGGAGCGUCUAGGAAGGACAUUAAACCUAGAGGACGGCAUCAUGGGUUAAGUCAACAGAAGAAGCAAGAAAUUAAGGAAGCAUUUGAGUUGUUUGAUACUGAUGGAUCAGGUACUAUUGAUGCCAAAGAGCUGAAUGUUGCCAUGAGGGCACUUGGUUUCGAAAUGACAGAAGAGCAAAUUACUCAAAUGAUUGCAGAUGUGGACAAGGAUGGAAGUGGUGCAAUUGAUUUUGAUGAAUUUGUGCACAUGAUGACAGCCAAGAUAGGAGAAAGGGAUACUAAAGAGGAGCUCAUGAAAGCAUUCCGCAUCAUUGACCAAGAUAACAAUGGAAAGAUAUCUGUCGAUGACAUUAAGAGAAUAGUAAAGGAUCUGGGUGAGAACUUCACUGACAGAGAGAUCAGGGAGAUGGUUGAGGAAGCUGACCGAGAUCAUGAUGGAGAAGUGGGUGUUGAGGAGUUUAUGAGGAUGAUGAAGAGGACAACAUAUGGAUACUAGAGUGAAGUUCUACACAUGUUGACAGUCCAUCCUAUGCUGCGGAUUGGGUAUGCUUGUAGCUGUAGUAUAUUUAUAGAAAUCUGUAUUAAUACAUUAGUAAAGUACCAAGGUUGUCUGAACAUUUAUUUAAAUUGACUUAUUGGAUUUGUGUUUUUGGA